Pyricularia oryzae 70-15 is the source of this 651-nucleotide messenger RNA. Its product is annotated as GTP cyclohydrolase I. Gene Ontology annotation, molecular function: GTP cyclohydrolase I activity; GTP binding; zinc ion binding. The coding region runs from base 1 to 651 and encodes 216 amino acids. The transcript is spliced from 2 exons. Gene Ontology annotation, cellular component: cytoplasm. The record is from RefSeq and is a predicted model, not a curated record. NCBI's taxonomy places the organism in Eukaryota, Fungi, Ascomycota, Sordariomycetes, Magnaporthales, Pyriculariaceae. Gene Ontology annotation, biological process: tetrahydrobiopterin biosynthetic process; tetrahydrofolate biosynthetic process.
AUGAGACGAGAUACGCACAAUUUUGGUCAGGCCCGCAGCCAUGACGAUUCCCUAGACUUAGUUUUCUGGCAAGCAGUCUCUUCCUCGAUACCGGCUCCACAGCCAGAUUCGAGCAGAGUAGCGGACGAAGAAGCGCCCUCCCUCUCCAAGGUCAGCAUAGCAGCCGCCGCCCGCGAGAUCAUCUGCGCAGUCGGCGAGGACCCGGCUCGCGAGGGUCUUGCAGAGACGCCAAACAGAUACGCCGAGGCGCUUCAGUUCUUCACUCAGGGCUACUCCAAGAACAUCCACGAGGUGUCCAAUGAUGCGAUAUUCAGUAUAGACUCGAGGGAACUCGUCAUCAUGCACAUUGGAUACGUUCCCAACGGCCGCGUGCUAGGUUUGUCCAAGCUGCCCCGGAUCGCCGAGGUCUAUGCGCGCAGACUCCAGAUCCAGGAGCGUCUGACAAAGCAGGUCGGGGAGGCCAUCAACGAGGUCCUCAGUCCCCUGGGCGUCGCCGUCGUCCUCGAGUGCACCCACAUGUGCAUGGUGAUGAGGGGCGUGCAGAAGACGGGGACGGUGACUCUGACGCAGAGCAUGACUGGCUUACUGAAGGAUGAUCUGAACGAACAGAACAAGUUCUAUACCCUGCUUUCUCAUGGACAGCGUGGUUAG